Molecule: messenger RNA, 2028 nt
Organism: Patiria miniata (bat star)
Lineage: Eukaryota; Metazoa; Echinodermata; Asteroidea; Valvatida; Asterinidae
Exons: 1
Coding region: 99-1586 (495 amino acids)
Biological process (GO): DNA integration; DNA recombination
Molecular function (GO): DNA binding
Source: RefSeq, a predicted model, not a curated record
UGUAUGGACCACGGAGUAACACUCGUGGCAACUCAUCUCCCAGGCGAGGAGAACGUCACAGCCGACGCUCUCUCCAGGGGGUGGGUCGUUCCGACGGAAUGGACACUGCGUCCGCAGGUUGUCCAAUCACUUUUUCUGUUGAUCGAUCGGCCUCAUGUCGACCUAUUUGCCUCUCGAAACAACCACCAGUUACCGGUAUACUGCGCAAGACACAACGACCCUUGCGCAUGGCAGACAGACGCACUGGCAAUACGGUGGGACAGACUACUUGCGUACGCCUUUCCCCCGUUCUCCCUCAUACCGCGAGUACUGACCAAAGUGGAACAGGAGGAGUGCAAGAUCCUCCUCAUAGCUCCAUUUUGGCCACGCCAACCUUGGUUCCCGAGACUCAUCAAGCUCUUGGUUCACCGCCCGGUGAUUCUUCCGAAGAGGGCAGACAUACUGUUCCAGCCCAGCUCGGGUUUUCUUCACCCGGCCCCGGAGGAUCUCCACCUGACGUGCUGGGUAUUAUCAAGCAAUCCUUCCGCACGGCGGGCCUUUCUGAACGAGCUGCGGCCAUUGCAGCCUGCAGCCGGCGGGAGUCUACCAGGAAAAUUUAUAACAGUAGAUUACACCAUUUUUACAAAUGGUGUAGAGCCAGGUCUCUGCGUCCCUCCGAUACUUCUAUAGGAGAGAUUGCAGACUUCCUAGUAGGCCUCUUUGACAGUGAUCUUGCUACAGCCACAGUUAAGAAUUAUCGUUCGGCUAUAGCGGCUAUUCAUGGAGGUUUCUCUGACGGUUCCUCGGUGUCAGAUAAUCAGAAUCUUAGCCAACUUAUCAAGGGGAUGUUUGUGUCACGCCCCCCGACACGUAGGCUAUUACCAUCGUGGGAUCUCUUUGCUGUCUUAUCAGCCUUAUCGAGACCCCCGUUUGAACCAAUGGGCAGCUCAACCUUGUUGCAGCUGUCGGUUAAAGUGUCAUUUCUAUUAGCAGUGGCUACGUCUAGAAGACGUAGCGAGCUGCAUUCGCUUACGGUGGAGACAGGUCAUAUCCGGUGGGAACCAGGGGGUGUUCGCCUGGUUCCUAAAACAGGUUUUCUGACCAAAAAUCAGUCAGAAUCAUUUUCACCUCCUGACAUUUUUGUGCCGGACAUCAAAUCCUUUUCGUCUGUCUCUGGUGACAGACUUUGGUGUCCGGUCAGAGCCCUGAAGUGGUACAUUGAUAGAACUAAAACGCUCCGAAGCGGCCAUUCACAGCUGUUUAUAACAACGACUCCACCAUACCGACCGGCCUCGCGUGAUACAAUUUCCCGCUGGUUGGUUACGGCCAUCAAAUCAGCAAUAGACUCACCAACAACAGAUUCCGUUGGGUCAGUCCAUGCACAUGAGGUCAGGGCAGCUUCUACUUCCUGGGCCUUUUUUAAGGGUGUUUCUAUUAAAGAUAUCACACAGGCAGCGUGUUGGAAAACCCCCAACACCUUUACAGAGUGCUAUUUGAAGGAUGUCCUCCAGACGGAAGGCAGAGCCGGGAGAGUGGUGCUGAAGGCGGCGAGCCGAGCAUCAUCAGGUCCACAGGAUCCUCUCCUACCCGGGGCUUCCCUAGAAUAGGUGAGUCUCCUCAUCCUGGCUAUUUACAUUAUACAUUACAUUGUAUUGAAUAUAAAUGUAUAGCUAAACACUCUUGUAAUAAGGUCAUUGGUCUUGGACAAGUUACCUUCUUUUUAUACAGUUUGCCUUGUGCAUGGGCUUGGUUUGAAGUGUUUUAGAACUUGCUUUAAGAAGUGUCGUGUACUAACAGUACUCUUCUUUGCAGGAUUCAGCUGUAUUAUAUAUUAUAUUUAUUAUUAUAUAAUACUUUACAUUAUGAGACGUUCCCCCUAACGAGGGCUGACGUCUCGAUUAACAUGUGAGGGUAAUUAAUAUCCUUUACAUGUACAGUUCUUGGUUUUUUCCCUGUCCGCCUUUGGACGGAACAGUGGGAGCCAUCUGGGGUUACAUUCCAUGUUUCAUGCCCCCGUGAGUAAGCAAUAGCAUCUCGCAUGGCCCACCU